Aspergillus wentii DTO 134E9 is the source of this 1029-nucleotide messenger RNA. RefSeq lists its product as uncharacterized. The transcript is spliced from 5 exons. Gene Ontology annotation, biological process: intracellular signal transduction; protein phosphorylation. The record is from RefSeq and is a predicted model, not a curated record. Lineage: Eukaryota; Fungi; Ascomycota; Eurotiomycetes; Eurotiales; Aspergillaceae. Bases 1 to 1029 code for a protein of 342 amino acids. Gene Ontology annotation, molecular function: protein serine/threonine kinase activity; ATP binding. Gene Ontology annotation, cellular component: nucleus; cytoplasm.
AUGUACUCAGUCACCUGUCCAACUCUAUCUACUGCAAGGAGCUCUUUAUCAAGAUAUAUGUCAUCUCAUGCUCCUGGGUAUAUUCUCCAAGGCGCCCUUUGGAGCUACCGCAUUCUGAAACCUGUCAAGGGAGAUGACACGCACAUCUCCAAUGUCUAUAAAGCUGAGGUUGUUUUACAUGAGAACGCCCCUAAAGCUUCUCAUGCUCCUCAAGCUCCAAAAUGGGCUCUUAUCAAAGCAGCUUCGCCUAGUGAUGCAACUACAAUACAGAAUAUGGACCGUGAAUGUCAGACUUAUCGCCUUCCUGGUGUUGUCUCAGCGGAGUGCUUCCGGAAACUGUAUGAUGUGAUUGAUGACAGCACCAUUGCUUUGGAAUGGCUGGACACCACUCUUGCAGAGGUGAAAUACCAGCCUAACAGGUGCACCUACUCCCUUAUCAAAACAGUCUUAAAAGCAGCAUUAACCAGUUGUGUUGUUCUGGAGGGCCACCAAUGUGUCAAUACAGACUAUAAACCCGCUAAUAUCCUACUGUCCGGCAUUUAUACUGGCCAUGUUACCGCUAAAGUUGGGGACUUGGGACUCGUAGUUCCCGUCGGUAAUCUUUUCAACGCCCAGCCAUAUGCCAUGCGCGCCCCUGAAGUCUUCCUAGGCCAAGCAUGUACUGAGCCAUCGCAGGUCUGGGCAGUUGCCGCGAUGUUGCUUUGCUGGAUCAAGCCUGAUGUCUUAGGGGUGUGGGACUGCCCUCAUUAUUUGGUUAACGAGGCUUGGUGCAUGGCAAAAAUUAAGCGGCUUUUUCCCGAAUGGAAUAUUCCGACUCCUGAUACGGUUGAGGGCCACUGCCUUAAAGCCGCAGUAGACCUGCAAGCUAUCUUACCUUUCUACGAGGAGACACAAAAGGUGGAGAUUGUGCAGCAGUUAAGGACUCUUCUUCAUUUCAUGUUGGUAGUUGAUCCGGACAAAAGGCCCUCUGCCUCGUCUGUGCUGGCAUCGAGGGAAUUUCAAGCAUUUGAAGAGCUCGUGGGCGUAUAA